UUGGUCAGGGCCAACGACGAUUCAAACAAUCAAUCUAUUAAGUCCUUACAUUGGAAUAUAGUUUAUCACUCGCAACUCCAUCGCCCAAAGCAAAUAUGGUCAAGGUUCUUCUCACUGGAGGUAGCGGCUUUAUCGCGGCUCACAUUGUCGAUUUCCUGCUGCAACGGGGCUUCGACACUGUAGUAACAGUGAGAUCGGAUGAAAAGGGCCAAAAGAUCCUGGAAGCCCACCCCGGCGUUUCCAAGGAAAAGCUGUCCUAUGUAAUUGUCAAAGACGUUGCGGCAGAUGGGGCAUUCGACGAAGCCGUCAAAUCAAACCCACCCUUUGACUAUGUCCUCCAUACCGCAUCUCCUUUUCACUACAACGUCCAGGACCCCGUCAAGGACUUCCUGGAUCCCGCUAUUAAGGGCACCACUGGCAUUUUGAAGGCCAUCAAGGCCUACGCGCCCACAGUGAAAAGAGUUGUCAUCACGUCUUCCUUCGCAGCCAUCACCAAUGUCAAGAACCACGCGAAGGUGUACAGCGAGAAGGUGUGGAACCCGGUGACCUGGGAAGAGGCUCUGGACCCUGCGCAAACAUACCGAGCUAGCAAGACCUUUGCAGAAAAGGCUGCCUGGGACUUUAUCGAGAAUGAGAAGCCGAAUUUCGAUAUUGCAACGAUCAACCCUCCUUUGGUAUUGGGACCCGUUGUCCAUUACUUGAACUCUUUGGAUGCCAUCAACACCUCGAAUUCGCGGAUAAGCAACCUGAUUCGCGGUAAUAACAAAGAUGAACUACCGCCCACCGGAACAUUCCUCUGGGUGGAUGUUCAUGACGUUGCAUUGGCCCAUGUGAGAGCCAUCGAGGUUGCGGAAGCAGGAGGCCAGCGAUUCUUCCUUACGGCGGGCCUGUAUUCCAACAAGCAGGUUGCGGAUAUCAUCAGAGAAUCCUAUCCCGAACUAGAGGACAAACUCCCGCCAAAAGACUCUGCUGACGACACGCCGGCUGAUGUCUACGGCUAUGACAACAAGAAAUCCAUCGAGGUUUUGGGGAUCAAAUACCGGUCGUUGAAGCAGUCUGUCGAGGAGACUGUGAAAUCGCUUUUGGCGGUGGGUGCUUAGUUAUUUGGAAAUAGAUAGUAUAUGAUGAGAGUAGAUGGAUAAUACGACUGUA
Molecule: messenger RNA, 1152 nt
Organism: Aspergillus steynii IBT 23096
Lineage: Eukaryota; Fungi; Ascomycota; Eurotiomycetes; Eurotiales; Aspergillaceae
Product: SDR family oxidoreductase
Exons: 5
Coding region: 96-1100 (334 amino acids)
Molecular function (GO): oxidoreductase activity, acting on the CH-OH group of donors, NAD or NADP as acceptor
Source: RefSeq, a predicted model, not a curated record